UCUCUUCUAUUCUCACAUUCACGCCGCCCUUCUCUCUCUACUAUCCCCCUAAACUACCCAGCCUCCUUUCUCUCUCUUCAUUUUUCACCUCUUCCACUGUUCUCAGCAAUGAACUCAGUAGCAUGCACAGAGCUAUCGCGUUAUCUCGCAGUACCAUCACCUAAACCUAACUCCACCAACUCCAACGCCUCCUCCAUAAUCAGCCACGGUUUACGCUGUCCAACCAGUGGUUUCAGCGGCGGCGUGUUAUCAAUGUCGACGUCGAAGAGGAACCAGAACACGGUGGUUGCUGGAGCUGGAGGUCAAGGUCUUACCUACAGAGACGCCGGCGUUGAUAUCGACGCAGGCUCCGAGCUCGUUCGAAGGAUAGCCAAGAUGGCGCCUGGGAUUGGAGGCUUUGGCGGUUUAUUCCCUCUUGGUGAUUCUUAUCUUGUUGGCGGUACUGACGGUGUUGGAACGAAAUUGAUGCUUGCCUUUGAAACUGGCAUUCAUCACACUAUUGGGAUUGAUCUGGUUGCGAUGAGUGUCAAUGACAUUGUUACUUCCGGGGCAAAGCCGUUGUUUUUCCUUGAUUACUUUGCCACUGGCCGCCUUGAUGUGGAUGUUGCUGAGAAGGUUAUCAAAGGCAUUGUUGAUGGUUGUAAGCAAUCUGAUUGCGUUCUUUUAGGAGGAGAGACUGCAGAGAUGCCUGGUCUCUAUAAAGAAGGUGAGUAUGAUCUAAGUGGCAGUGCUGUUGGCAUUGUGAAGAAAGAUUCUGUAAUCAAUGGGAAGAACAUUGUUGCUGGUGACAUCCUUAUUGGUCUUCCAUCAAGUGGAGUUCACUCUAAUGGUUUCUCACUUGUAAGAAGUGUACUAGCUCAAAGUGGUCUUUCAUUGAAAGAUAAACUUCCUGGUGUUGAUAUUACAAUCGCUGAAGCUUUGAUGUCCCCAACUGUUAUUUAUGUUAAACAGGUGCUUGACUUAGUUAGCAAAGGAGGGGUGAAGGGAAUGGCCCACAUCACAGGUGGUGGUUUCACAGAUAACAUACCUCGAGUUUUUCCAGAAGGCCUUGGUGCUCUUAUAUACAAGGACUCGUGGGAAGUGCCUCCAGUGUUCAAGUGGCUUCAGGAGGCUGGGAAGAUAGAAGACUCUGAAAUGAGACGGACAUUUAACAUGGGCAUAGGGAUGGUCCUGGUAGUUAGUCCAGAGGCAGCAAAUAGAAUACUUGAGAACAGAGAUGAUACAGAAAAAGCCUAUCGCAUUGGCGAAGUUAUAAGCGGCAAGGGAGUGACCCAUGCUUAAUUCUGGUUUAUUCAAUCAUGCUGUGAUACUUUCUUAUACUUUGAUGGGAAGUUUUAUCUUGAGUUUUAGAUGGUUGGUUUGUUUGGAACAUAAUUGCUUUCCCUACAUGAAUGUUCUGAAGCUGGUAGCAACUUGGGAUGCGCUUAUAGCUGAAUUGCUGGAGAAAAUUUUGUGCUAUUGAUCUUACUUUUAGUGACAAUCCUUUUAUGGGUUUCAAUCCUAUUUAUAGGGACGUGAAAUUUGAUGUAAUCUUAAGGUGGAUCUUUCCUUCCCCCAUUUUAAUUGAUAUACUUUUACUAACAACUACAAAAAUGUUUGGUUGUUUCCACUGUUUCUUGUUUGGAAGAAUUUGUAACUUUCUUAGUUCCAUUUCAGUUAAUUAUAUUUUUCUCCUGAUGAGAACUAGAUAA
Molecule: messenger RNA, 1691 nt
Organism: Lotus japonicus
Lineage: Eukaryota; Viridiplantae; Streptophyta; Magnoliopsida; Fabales; Fabaceae
Product: phosphoribosylformylglycinamidine cyclo-ligase, chloroplastic/mitochondrial-like
Exons: 8
Coding region: 109-1281 (390 amino acids)
Biological process (GO): adenine biosynthetic process; 'de novo' IMP biosynthetic process
Cellular component (GO): cytosol
Molecular function (GO): phosphoribosylamine-glycine ligase activity; phosphoribosylformylglycinamidine cyclo-ligase activity
Source: RefSeq, a predicted model, not a curated record